Molecule: messenger RNA, 896 nt
Organism: Neltuma alba
Lineage: Eukaryota; Viridiplantae; Streptophyta; Magnoliopsida; Fabales; Fabaceae
Exons: 3
Coding region: 115-657 (180 amino acids)
Source: RefSeq, a predicted model, not a curated record
CCAAAGGUGAAGCCUUUAGGAAGAGAACCAGAACCAGAACCACCACCAUUAACGCUCCCUUGUGUGUGAGCUAUUGAGGUUGCCUCCAGAAAAGGGAAGGGAAGCGAGUAGAAAAUGGAGAAAGCUCUGACUAAAGUCAGUAGCUUGAAGGUCGGUCUGGGAAACUCAUGGAUUACCAAGAAAGCCAAGGAGGAGUUCUCUAAUAUCUCUGACGACAUCAAUACUUUCUCAAGUACUGUUGAAGAGAAAGCAAAAUGGAUUUUCAACAAACUAAAAGGCAAGCCACUGAAAAGCUUACCAGAUCUCCUCCGUGACUACAACUUGCCGGCGGGGCUUUUCCCGCAGAACAUAAUCUGCUACGAGUUUGACGAAACCAAUGGUAAGCUGGUGGUGUACUUGCCAUCUGCGUGUGAGGUCAGCUUCAAGGACUCCUCUGUAGUCAGAUAUGCGACUCGAGUCAAAGGGAUUCUCACACGUGGGAAGCUCACAGGAAUUGAGGGAAUGAAAACAAAGGCCAUUGUGUGGGUUAAGGUGACAACUGUGGCAGUUGAAGGUUACAAAUCUGAUAAGGUCUGGUUUACUGCUGGUGUAAAGAAGGCAAGGUCAAAGGAUGUUUAUGAUACGCCUCGCGAUGCUCUCAGAGUAUCGGAAUUCUGAGGUUAUUUUAUUAGGUCUAUGACAGAUUGAGAAUCCUCAUGUCCAUUGUUAUCUAGUUCAUUACAAAAUGAUAUAUUAUACAGUAGGACUUGGCAUCGUCUUUUUUGUUUUGCCAGAAAUGUUGGUACUGGAUAUUUUGAAUUGCUGUUCUGUUCAUUCAUUGAAUGUGAAUUGAGAAGCUCACUGGAGGCAAUCAAAAUUGAAAACCUGAAUUCAUACAACUUUGUUUCUUCCCCCUU